AUGGCGGUACCUCAACCUCAACCCCCAGCGAAAGGGACGCGGAAUCCGCCUUUCAUUCAAUGGAUUUUGGAGAACGGUGCGACUCAAGACACCAAAUCUCCUUCAGGACCCCCAAAAGACGUCCUCCCAGAAACUCUUAGUGGCAAUUCCACAUCCCCAUUAUUCCCCCAAGAUGGCCCUCGACAAAGCUACGUCGAACUCUCGGCUUUGGACGCAGGCUACAUAGGUCUACCUGAGAGAGAGUUCAUCAACCCUCACGAUCCGCAGGCUGUCCAUCGCUGUCCAUCCCUGGCCUUUUUCAUCCGUCAUCCCCCAACAGGUAUCAUGAUUGUCUACGACCUCGGACUUCGGCGGGACGUGCACAACUAUCCUCCCAAGGUCGCCAGACGGCUGACAGAUGGGACACGUCUGGUCGAAGUCCCAAGCGACGUGAGGGAGUCACUCGAGCAUGGCGGUGUUUCGGCCGACGACAUCGACCUGGUGAUCCUGAGCCACAUCCACUAUGACCAUACGGGCGAUCCGGACAAAUUUCCCAAGUCGCACUUUGUGGUCGGCCAUGGCACGAUGGAGCUGCUCAGGCCAGAAGUCUACGGCGACCCGAACGAGACCUGGUUCUUGCCUUCCUUGCUGCCAUCAGACCAAAGCCGGGUGACCGAGUUGCCUGACCCAGACCAGACUUUCCUCAAAGACGGAACUCCUCUGUGGAAACCGCUGGCACGUUUCCCUCAUGCCCUUGACAUCUUCAGCGACGGCAGCUUCUACAUCAUCAGCGCGCCAGGUCACGUCGAGGGGCACAUCAACGGCCUCGCACGCAUUGGUCCCCAACGUUUCAUUCUUUUGGGGAGUGAUUCGUGCCACUUCCCGUCGUUGCUGGACGGGACGUGCACCAUCGCCAAGUUUCAACAGGCUGAUGGCUCAAUGAAGAGCGUCCAUGUGGAUGAUGUCGCGACAGCGAGGCACAUUGCCAAUAUGAGGAGCAUGGUAAGAGACGCCGACGAUGACUUCUCAUUCGAGGUGGUCCUCGCGCAUGAUCAGGAAUGGGCUCUGAAAAAUGGCGAAAAGUUUUUGCCAGGCAAGUUUUGA
Molecule: messenger RNA, 1083 nt
Organism: Cladophialophora immunda
Lineage: Eukaryota; Fungi; Ascomycota; Eurotiomycetes; Chaetothyriales; Herpotrichiellaceae
Exons: 1
Coding region: 1-1083 (360 amino acids)
Source: RefSeq, a predicted model, not a curated record